This is a messenger RNA of Komagataella phaffii GS115, 2334 nucleotides long. Its product is annotated as Putative positive regulator of mannosylphosphate transferase (Mnn6p). The transcript has a single exon. Bases 1 to 2334 code for a protein of 777 amino acids. NCBI's taxonomy places the organism in Eukaryota, Fungi, Ascomycota, Pichiomycetes, Pichiales, Pichiaceae. The record is from RefSeq and is a predicted model, not a curated record.
AUGACACUCAGGAGUGCCAUAAAAGCCAGAACCUCAAAAGGACUGAUCGGAGCUGUUAUUAUAGCCUCAAUAAUAUUUUUCACCACAGUAACCUUCUACGAUGAAAGCAAAAUUGUCGGCAUAAUAAGAGUUUCUGAUACUUAUACAGGCCAUAGCGCUGUAUCUUCAACUUUCAAUGCUUCUUCCGUUGUUAGUGACAACAAGAUCAACGGAUAUGGACUUCCUUUGAUUGACACGGAAUCAAAUAGCCGUUAUGAGGAUCCAGACGAUAUUUCCAUUGAAAACGAAUUGCGCUAUAGAAUUGCCCAAUCUACCAAAGAGGAAGAAAACAUGUGGAAACUCGAUACCACUCUCACGGAAGCAAGCUUGAAAAUCCCCAACAUACAGUCGUUUGAGCUGCAGCCGUUCAAAGAAAGACUUGAUAAUUCACUUUACAAUUCUAAGAACAUAGGAAACUUUUACUUCUAUGACCCAAGGCUUACAUUCUCAGUUUACUUGAAGUAUAUCAAGGAUAAAUUGGCCUCUGGAAGCACAACAAAUCUUACAAUACCCUUCAACUGGGCACAUUUUAGAGAUUUAUCGUCACUGAAUCCUUAUUUGGACAUAAAACAAGAAGAUAAGGUCGCAUGUGAUUACUUUUAUGAAUCAAGUAAUAAAGACAAACGAAAACCCACGGGUAACUGUAUUGAGUUUAAAGAUGUUCGUGAUGAGCACCUGAUACAGUAUGGGAUUUCAUCAAAAGACCAUCUACCUGGUCCUUUUAUUUUAAAGUCACUUGGAAUUCCCAUGCAGCAUACAGCCAAGCGACUGGAAUCAAAUCUUUAUCUAUUAACCGGUGCGCCAGUUCCACUUUCAUUAAGUUUCAUGACUAAAAAGGGAUUAUACCAAGUUGGAGUUGACCAAACAGGAAAACUUGAUCCAAACAUUGCUCGUACUGAACUAUGGGAGUUUUACAAAAAUGGGAAAGAAAACCUUCAAUUUAAUGCACAAGAGGAGCUAUCUCACCUGAUAGAGACAGUCCCUUCAUCUAGUAACUCAUCCAGUGGAGAAGGCUAUUUCACUACUGAAUUAAAGGAGAACAACUUUGAGUUGCCCCUGAGUAAGAAUGAUUUUACCUUUGAUGAUUCCGAGGUCGAGUCAUUGAUUAAAGGUUUAUCUGAACAGGACUUGGACCUUCAUACCCAGAGAUACAAAGAAUCUUUGCAGUACUCUUUUGCGACUCGAGAGAAUGACGUGAAGAAAUACUUUUAUGAGGCCAGAAUGAUUAUCAAUACUGUUAACAAAGAAGGUGGAGCGCAUUAUGACUGGAGGUUUUUCAAUGGAGCCAUGAAUCAUGAAAGUUCCGGUUUUACUGAGGAAGAAAGACAACUGAGAAAGAGAUCUGUUUUGCAUCGUUUAUUGCGAAACUGGCUUGUAUUCAAUUACCAGCAAGGAUCUCCCACUUGGUUGGCUCAUGGAACUUUACUUUCUUGGUAUUGGAAUUCAUUGAUGUUCCCUUGGGAUUAUGAUAUUGAUGUGCAAAUGCCAAUCAAGAGUUUGAACAAUCUAUGUGCUAACUUCAACCAAUCAUUAAUAAUUGAGGAUCUUACUGAAGGAUAUUCUUCUUUUUUCUUGGAUUGCGGAUCAAGUAUCACGCAUAGAACAAAAGGCAAAGGAUUAAACUUCAUUGAUGCAAGAUUCAUAAAUGUUGAAACAGGCCUUUAUAUCGAUAUCACUGGAUUAAGUACCAGUCAGUCAGCUCGACCGCCAAGGUUUAGUAACGCUUCGAAGAAAGAUCCUAUUUACAAUUGCAGGAAUAAUCAUUUCUACUCUCAUAACAAUAUAGCACCUCUCAAAUACACGUUGAUGGAGGGGGUUCCCAGUUUCAUUCCUCAACAGUAUGAAGAAAUAUUGAGAGAGGAGUAUACAACUGGUUUGACUUCGAAACACUACAACGGCAACUUUUUUAUGACUCAAUUGAAUUUGUGGCUUGAAAGAGAUCCAAUGCUAGCACUUGUGCCUUCAUCCAAAUACGAAAUUGAAGGUGGAGGGGUGGACCAUAACAAGAUUAUCAAGUCUAUUCUUGAACUUUCCAACAUCAAAAAAUUGGAAUUGUUGGAUGAUAAUCCCGAUAUAUUAGAGGAGGUGAUCAGGACAUACGAACUGACUUCCAUUCACCAUAAAGAGAUGCAGUAUCUUUCCAGUGUCAAACCAGAUGGGGACAGGUCCAUGCAGUCAAAUGACAUAACCAGUUCUUACCAGGAGUUUCUAGCAAGUCUGAAGAAAUUCCAGCCUUUACGCAAAGAUUUGUUCCAAUUUGAGCGGAUAGACCUUUCUAAGCAUAGAAAACAGUGA